AUGCAGUACAAGGAUGAGAAUCAUGCUCAGAUGCAUGACGUAAUGGGAGCGAUGCAGUAUGCUAAUAAUGGGCAGGCAUACACAGUCCAGGAAGUAGGUAUGGGGCCCAGCGGGGACGAUAUGCCUAAAUUAUACCAGGCAAAUCCGUUUACUCCGAGCUUCCCGCCGCAAAAGGUUAAGAAAAACAAGGCUACGUUCCCCGCAAGCCUGUGUUGCUGCUGCUGCUGUGAGGAGGAUGUAUCUGGGAGAGGAAUCGUACCACAGAGCAACAAGUCGAUCAUUCUUAAGCCGAUCAGGAGGGAACGUAUUGUGGAGGUGAUGAGAGAGGAGGUUCACGAACGGAUAGUCAACGUUCCGCAGGUGCAGUACGUUGACAAGUUCGUUGAGGUGCCCAAACCCGUUUUCAAAUACAAGAUGAAGGAGGUUAAAAGGCCGGUGAUGGUGGAAAAAAUCAGGCGGGUGCCCAAAAUAGUGGAGGAAGAGAAAAUCAUUGAAGUGCCAGAAAUCCGUUACGUGGAAAAGGAAGUCACCGUUCCGCAGAUUAUUCAAAAGGAACGCAUUGUGGAAGUGCCACUACCGGUAGUCAGGGAGAGACGCAUCCCGGUGUUGAGAGUACACCGAAAUGAGACCUACCAAGAAGUCGAUAACAUCAACUACAACGAAUUCGGUACCGCCAUCACCUCAGUCAGGGAAGGAGCAGAGGCGCCUAACAACACGCCCAUCAAACGAAAGACGGAAGGCAGAACAAACGACGACAAAUUGUAUGUCGACACUAAAGUAUACAAUGAGACUGAACGUCCCCACAAAAGCAAACAGAUGGAUGAAGUCGUCAGAAGCUCCAGACCCUCUAUUGCGGAAAAACCAGACUCUCCGACACACCGCAGCUCAAGGCAGACCCACGACCUAGCUCAAACCCAACAGACCAAAGACGUCAAAAGGUGGUUGCAGAAUGUGAAUGAGGUGAAACAGAUGGUAGGCAACAAUGAGAGAGAGAGCAAGCAGCCUGGUCCAGGCGUCAACGCCAGUUCUGUAGGAGUACAGGAAAUCCCGUUCGACCACUUGCAGCGAAUGGAAAACAACGGCGACAUGAAGCACAGCAUAACCGUCACGGAAAUUACAUCCGGUCGUGAAGUACAUCGACACUCGAAGGCGCACGAUACCUAUGUGCAUGACAUAGUUAUAGAAAAUAUAGGCGAAGGCGCAAUCCCUGGUGAUUUCCACAUGCGUGAAGAACAGAAGGAUGAUACCGUUAGCAUAUAUCCGAACAUCGACGCCCUCUCCAUAAAAUCCAAUUCCAGCGAUGUCAACAGACACCAACACCAGGUACACACUGAGGGAAAUGCAAAGUAA
Molecule: messenger RNA, 1350 nt
Organism: Babesia bigemina
Lineage: Eukaryota; Apicomplexa; Aconoidasida; Piroplasmida; Babesiidae
Exons: 1
Coding region: 1-1350 (449 amino acids)
Source: RefSeq, a predicted model, not a curated record